Messenger RNA from Mytilus trossulus (common blue mussel), 1865 nucleotides. RefSeq lists its product as uncharacterized. Bases 472 to 1542 code for a protein of 356 amino acids. The record is from RefSeq and is a predicted model, not a curated record. The transcript is spliced from 4 exons. NCBI's taxonomy places the organism in Eukaryota, Metazoa, Mollusca, Bivalvia, Mytilida, Mytilidae.
UUUUCUUUACAAUUUCAGAAAAAUGACAAUUAAGUAAACAUUUUAUAGUGUUGUUGUUAAUUAUACCAGGUAACUUUUUUUUUAGAAUUGAAGGAAAUAUACGGAAUAUAUAAUAACAUAAAAUAUUUCCCAAACAAGUAGCAUAACAAUAUUGUCGUACAGGAACGCGAUUUUCAAGUUUCAAUUUUCAGUGUUUGUUUUAUUUUCGUGUGUUUAAUUUUGGCACUUUCGUUAGAGGCACCAAAUAACCCAAAAUAAAACUACAACCAAAAUAACCCAAUUUACGGUACACCAACCAAUCACAAAUAGCCAGCUAUUUUUAACUCUAUAAGUACUUUAAGGUCAUUGCAACAUUCUGUAGGGACUGACUGCUUGAGACUUAUUUCUUAUUCAGUGUAAAGGGUGGUAAGUUACUAGCUGCAUUUCGUAACAUGAUAAACGACCCUUUACCUGAGAUAAAUACGAAUUAUCAUGUUCACACCUCAUUUUUUGAAAUCAAGAUUGGUUCCUCAUAUAGUCAACAAAUGUUGUAUUUCAAGACGAAAUAACAUUCUCACAAAAAAUGCCACAAUCAAAGUUCGAAGAGCUACCUCAGAUGAUUAUGACAACGUUAUUGAAAUAAGAGACCCCAAAGAACUUCAUGGAGGUUAUGACCCAUUACCAGAUACCUACAAAAUGCUUGUAGAAAGUCCAAAGACCAUAGCAUACGUUGCAACUGUAAAUGAAAAACCGGUCGGAUUGCACUUUGCAUCGUUGAUUGAUGACGAAGAAACUAUUGGACUGUUCGGAUUAAGAGUUUCAGCAAAAUAUCAUGAUUUUUGUAUACCCCAAAAAAUGUUCUAUCACCAUAGAACUGUCAAUUAUGAAACUGCAAUGCAAUUCAUUGGUUGCACAGAUGGGUCAUCCAGCCGGAAGUUUUCUACUGGAUUUUUUCUCAAAAGUGCUGACAAAGUUAUGUCAAAGAAAAUGGUGCAAUACCUUACAAGCAGAAAACAGAUUGCAAACAAAUUAAUGCUCAACGAAAAUAAUCCAACUUCAGCGCAGGUUAUUACCAUUAACCAUCUUAAAGAAUUAUUUUCUUCGCAUAUACUAUGCAAGUAUCUUUUCCCAGAAGGCCGAUUGUUGAAAUAUUGGAUGGCUUACCGAAUACUUCCUUCAAAUAUCCCUUUAAUUAUGAAUAAAAGAACAACGACUGUUGCCUCGUGUUUUCAACAACCCAACAACGCACUCAUUACCAUAGGAACAUAUGCUUAUACUUUCAACGGAUUGUUCUACCACCUUGAUGUUUAUGGAAAUACAGAGGCGAAUUUUAAAGAACAUCUUUACCUCCAUCUAAAAGAAAUUGUAUGUCUUGCAGCAGAUAACAUUUGCUUGGAAAUAGUACUACCAGACGAAACAACAAGCAAACGAAUUGACAAAGCAUUUCUGCAGUUUGGAUUUGAAAGAAACAACAACAGUAACCAUUUUAGAGUGGAUGCAUGGGAGAGAAGUACCAAACCAAUUCUUGAGUCUGAGAACAUCAAAAUAGCACAAAACUUUUAACUUGUUUAAAAUUUCUUUUAAUAAAUAUUCAUUAAAAUUAAGAUAUUAAGGGUUUAUAUCGGGUUGAUGAACAUGUUUUUCUGUUAUUCGUAAAGACGAUGGAUUACAAAAAUGAAACAACACAUUACAAAUUUCAUGCGUCCGAAACACUUUUCUUGAUUUGCAGUCUUUGUGAACGAUCAAAGUCGAGUAUUUAAAAGCCGAAAAUCUAUAAGAAUCGAAACCCUUGGAGAGCUGUAUAACGACAAAGGAUAACGAAAUUAGCCAAAUCAAUAUUAGGUUAACUUUACCUGAGGGAGUCAAAACAUAAGCUUCUGAGAGUU